Molecule: messenger RNA, 1102 nt
Organism: Benincasa hispida (wax gourd)
Lineage: Eukaryota; Viridiplantae; Streptophyta; Magnoliopsida; Cucurbitales; Cucurbitaceae
Product: PRA1 family protein B4-like
Biological process (GO): vesicle-mediated transport
Cellular component (GO): endoplasmic reticulum; Golgi apparatus
Source: RefSeq, a predicted model, not a curated record
GUAUGAGAGGUCUUGUUUCGUCAGCUUCCUUCUCCGCCAUUUCUUAAUAUUCAUUCAUUCCCCUUCGAGUCUUUGACUCAAUUACAGAAGAAGCAUUCUUCCUUCAAAACCUAUCUCUCACCUGCGAUUUUCAUUGCAUCAAGAUCCACCGACGAUGUCUUCCUCUUCUCCGGCCAUACUUCCUAUCUCAAAUCCUCAAUCCACCGCAGUCCCCGCCGCCGCAUCUGGUGGUUCUCUCCAAUCUCAAGGUCCUGUCACCACGCCGGCCUUCCGCGCCUUCAUUAACCACCUAUCGGAAUAUCUCCGCCACGGUCUCUCCCAGCGAAGAUCAUGGGCCGAACUUGCAGAUCGGACGGCAUUUUCUAAGCCUGAAUCAUUCUCCGAAGCGACCCUUCGAAUUCGCAAGAAUUACUCCUAUUUUCGUGUCAAUUAUCUCGCUGUGAUUGCUCUGAUCCUCGGUUUUUCUCUCGUUUCUCAUCCGUUUUCUCUGAUCCUUCUUGCCGGUCUUUUAUCCUCGUGGCUAUUUCUCUACCUCUUCCGUCCGUCGGAUCAGCCGCUUGUUCUAUUUGGCCGCACAUUCAAGGAUAGCGAAACCCUAAUUCUCCUGGUUGUGCUCAGCGUGUUCGUCGUGUUCCUCACCAGCGUUGGAUCGGUCCUCGUUUCGGCUCUUAUGGUCGGUGUGGCUCUGGUUUGUGCCCACGGCGCGUUUAGGGUUCCUGAAGAUCUCUUCCUAGAUGAACAAGAAAAUGUAUCCACCGGUUUCCUCUCGUUCUUCAGCAGCGCGGCUUCCACCGCUGCCGCUGCCGCUGCGCCCGUGGCUGUUCGCACGUGAUUUGAGUAGUGGGGAUGAAACCGCCUUCGGUCUGGUAUCAGUAAAGGCAUAAUAUAAUCUUGAAAAUUGGCGUAGACGAAAUAAGAUGCAGUUUUUUUUCUUUUGUGCAAAUUUUCAUAUUAACUAUCUGUUCUUUUACCUUAAGAUAGAAUAUUAUACUUAAUACGAUGUCUGUGGAUCCAAUUCUUUUCCUCUCUUCUUUUACCAUGGAUCAUGUUAUAUUGUGUGAUUCGAAUUUUGCUAUAACACACUGCAAAUUUUCUCUCUUAA